Lachancea thermotolerans CBS 6340 is the source of this 2784-nucleotide messenger RNA. RefSeq names its product Imh1p (gene IMH1). The transcript has a single exon. The record is from RefSeq and is a predicted model, not a curated record. The coding region runs from base 1 to 2784 and encodes 927 amino acids. Lineage: Eukaryota; Fungi; Ascomycota; Saccharomycetes; Saccharomycetales; Saccharomycetaceae. Gene Ontology annotation, cellular component: Golgi apparatus.
AUGUUUAAGCAACUGUCUCAGCUUGGAAAAAACCUCACUGACGAGCUGGCAAAGGGCCUCACUGAUGAGUUGAACGAGGGACAGUUUGAUAAGAAUAGCGACAUACCAGUCGAAGUCCAAGCAAAGCUACGAAAGUUUGAAAAGUAUGAACAAAAGUAUCCCCUGCUUCUUAACGCGUACAAGUCUGAGAAAGCAAAGAGCGAGAAGCUGGCGGCUGUGCAGAAGAUUUUGAGUGAGAACACACCCAUUUCUUCGAUAGACGAUUACGAUUCAUUGACAAGCUUCUUCAAAAACACCAACCUGAAAACCGAUAUGCUCAAUGAUGAGAUAAAGAGAUUGACUUCAGAAAAGAAUGAACAUUUGAGAGAAAUACAGGAUUUGCGCGCACAAAAAGAUGUUGCAGCGGAUAAAGCCUUUUCAGAAGGUCAUUCUGAAAAAUCGGAAGGGCUAGAGCAGGUGAAACAGCUUGAACAGAAGAUUUCCGAGUACCUUAAAGACAUUGAAAGCCUCAAGCAUGAACUGGCGGCCAGGGAAGAAGAAAAAUAUGCUUUUGUAAAACAGCAAACAGAGAUGAAAAAUCAGAUUGAAUCUUUAAAGGGCGAAAGCACAGACUUUGCUACUGCAUCGAAGAAUUUGGCAGCGACUGAGAAGUUGGUUGAUGAAUUCAAGAAAAAGCUAGACUCUGAGCGCCAAGAGCAUACUAAGUUAAAUUCAGAACUGACCAAACUUGAAGAUGAGGCAGCAAGAAAAUCUGAGAGGAUUGUGAGCUUGGAAAAGCUUAUAAAAUCAGAAGAGGAGGAUGAAGCUCUCUCCAAACAAGAUCCUGUUUCUUCAGGUACUUCUCAAACGUCAACGUUUAAAUCUAAGAAAAAGAAGAAGAAGGGAAAAAGUCAAAAUACAAGCAGUAAUGCCAAAGUGCUGCCCUCACCCCCAUUGCCUGGGUCCAGCGCUGAUCAAAAAAGCGAUUUAGACAAUCGGUUGCACGAGACAUUGAAGGACCUUCAAGAAACUCAAGAAAAAUUGAAAGUGAUCCAGUCCAAGUACGAUGACUUAGUAGCCGCCAGUGGCAAUUCAGAAAGUUUACAGCUUGAGCUUGAAAAAACAAGGGGAGAGAUUGAAAAACUUGAAGUGGACAACGAACGUCUUCUUCGUGAAUUGCAAGAAAGCAAAAAAGAGUUGAAGUUCAAAUCUGAGGAGGUUGAAAAUGUGAAGGAUCUUUUGAAAACAGUCGGGAACGAACUCGUCGAAGCAAAAGAUACGAUUAAAAACUCUAAUGGCGCAAGCGAGACUGAAAUGAAACACCUCAAGUCACAAUUGGAAAGCUUGAGAAGUCAAAAUUCCGAAAACAUUAAAAGCUAUGAGACUACCCAGAGUGAAUUAAAGCAAAAAGUUGCUUCCCUGCAGAAAGAAAAGUCUGAAACUGAGAAAGAGCUAGACGAUUUGAGAACUACGCUUAACAAGCAUAUGCAGGAAAAGAGUAAGCUUCUUACAGACUUGAAACAAUCCCAUGAAAAAAUGAGCAUCUUGAAUAAUGAGAACAUCACUUUAUCGGAUCAGGUUAAGAAUCUGAAUGCGCUGAAGCGCUCAGAAAGUUCCUUGAAAUCGUCUCUGUCACAAAAAGAGAAGACAAUUGUUUACCUCGAACAACAAGUCAAGGAAUAUAGCUCUAAGGAAGAAGCUUCAAGCAGAGCACUCAGAGAAGCCAAAAUGGAAAACGGAAGAUUAUCCAAUAAGAUCUCUCUGGUAAGUAAAGAAUGCGAGAGCUUGAAAAAUGAACUUGAGAAAUCCAAGACCUCACUCGAAAAGUUCAUUAAAGAGAACGGCGGUUUGUCUGAGAGGCUUGAGAUUUUAAACGAGAAGUAUGAAACUUUACAGGAUAUGAAAACAAACUCGCAUGAGCAGGUUGAAUUGAUACGGAGGCAAUGCGAUGAACUGAAUGUUAAAAUAAAAGAGCUCAAUAAAAAGAACCUUUCUCUGGAAGACGAGCUAAACGAGUCCGUUAGUGCAUUGCAAGAAAGGACCCAAGAGGCGUCUAGUAUGCGUCGCUUGCUUGCCGAGAGACAGUCAGACAAGGACUUCCAAGUUCAAAAGCUUGAGCAGAGUUUUGCGGCAGCUUCAGAAGAGAAAAAUAGACUUGAGAGCGAGCUAGCGUUGCAUGAUGCCAAGACAAAGCGUACCAUAAAUGAGUUAAAAGAAGUUAACGAUGAUUUGCGGGUACAAGUUCAAACCUUGAUAGCAAAAGAAAAGGACUACGAACAGGAGGUUGCAAGACUCACUUCUUUAAACAAAGAGAUGCAAACAACAAGGAAUGAGUCAAGUCAAAGUUCAAACGAGCUCAAGGAAGCCCUCGCUAAUGUUAAGGCGGCUUUAAUGACCUCGGAGAAGAAGCUUCGCGAGAUGGAAUCCUCAAGCGAAAACAUUAAAGAGCUUAACGAUGAUUUGACUAAAAAGCUGGAAAGAAUAUCCAAAAACUAUAAGCUAGUGUCUGGUCAGUUAGCCGCCAUAAAAGAAAGGAACGUCCCUUCGCGUGGGCCCAGCAGAUCCAAUUCUGUCUUGUCCAUAUCAGAUCGGGCUUCCAACGAACCACCAUCUCGCCGUGGCUCCUUCAAUGGUGAGACUGUGAUAGAAUCGCAAUCGGAGAUUAACGAUAAAAUUGCAUAUAUUAAAAACGUCCUUCUAGGGUUCCUAGAGCACAAAGACCAAAGGAAUCAAUUGCUUCCCGUAGUCUCCACCCUUCUUCAACUGGACAGUAACGACGAAAAGAGGCUAAUGGCUAUACGCUGA